This is a messenger RNA of Heterotrigona itama, 2372 nucleotides long. NCBI's taxonomy places the organism in Eukaryota, Metazoa, Arthropoda, Insecta, Hymenoptera, Apidae. The record is from the annotation of a GenBank genome assembly.
CAUAAUUGAUGAAAAAUUAACAAAUGAAAUGAAAGUUAAAAUAUUGUCCUUAUCAUUCAAAAUAUCGGGUGAUCCAAGACUAACAGAUGUUUGUUGAAUUUAUAAUCAAAUGAUGAAUUAUUUAAAUAAUUCGAUAGGCAGUGCAGUGACUGGUGAUUCUGGCUUGCAAUUGAACAAUGUAGAAGUAUUAUAUAGUAAAGUGCAAAGAGUUUAUAUGAAACCGCAAAAUAAAGAAGAACGUCAACGCGAGCUGAGAGUUAAUGUGGAAAGCCAUGCGGGUAUUAGUCCUGUGUGUCGCAAAAGUUUGUGUGUUUUGCUAGCAGAUGAUGACGACCCAUGUUUUCUUUAUUCCUUGUUCAUUACGGAAGAAGAUUUUAAAAUUUUAAAGUCUCAGCAAGGUCUAUUAGUAGAUUUUGAUAAUUUUGCAACUCAAUUAAUGUAUUUGUUAGAACAAUGUCAAAUACCUUCCGGAAACUUAUCAAAAUCGCCACCGAAAUUUUUGUUAUUAUUAGCAGAAGAAGGUGGAGAAUGGAUAUUAAAAUUGGUUGAAACAAAUAACUUUAAACAUUUAUGUCAUUUAAGCUUAAAUAUAUCACCUGCAAGUGAUUCAGAUUUAAAGACACACAUGGCUAUGAAAAUUAAACAAUUGAAAGAAAAUAUUUUACAACAAAAUAGAGAUGCGCUUGCACUUGAAACAAGACUGAGUGAGUUGUUAAAUAAAGUAGAAACAAAAACAGCAGAAUUAGAUCAAUUGGAACAAAAGUACAUGACUGAAAAAAGUCAAAUGCAAAUAUUUUCAUCAGAGCAAAUAAGUCUUGAAAAAGAUAGAUUUGCUAAAGCACAGUUAGAGUGGCAAUGUCAAAGUGAAAAACAAAAAAUAGAAAUAGAACGUAGACAUACAGAAAUUAUAAAACAGCUUCAUACUGAACUUGCAGAAUUACGUACACAAAAUUUGACAUAUAAAGAUAAAUUAUCUCUUCUUGAAGCAACUAAUAUGGAACAAUUUAAACAGCUGCAAAAUCUUGAAAAAGAACUUAAUGUCACUCAAAGAGAUUUGAAUCUACUGAAAAAACAAAAUUCUAAACUAGAUACAGACUAUCAUGAGAAAGAUAAAUCAGUAAACAGUUUAAAAACAAAAGUUGCUGUACUUGAACAAGAAUUAAAAGAUAAAGGUGUACUUAUUACCAAACAUACUGAAAUGUUAAAAACUGUUAAAGAACAAAAACAACAUCUUGAAGAUCUUUUAACUGAGAAAGAAAAUCAAUUACAACGUAAACAAAAUUCUUUACGAAAUGUAAGCGAUGAUUUAGUCAAAGCUCAUGAUAUAUUAACAAAAUUACAAAACGAACUUGCUUCAACUAAAUCUAAAUUAAAAUUAAGAACUAGUAUAGCACUUGAACAAGAAAGAUUAUUAGAUACUAAACAAAAAGAAGUUGGCCAAUUAGAAAUCAAAAUGGAAAAUUUAAUGAAAGAAGCAAAGGAUGCAAACACAGAGAUUGAAAAUUUGAAGGAACAACUCAAAACUCAAAAAAGUCAGUUAGAAGAGAAAGAAAAAAUAAUAAAAAAUAAUGAUAAUGUAAUUAGUUGGUUAAAUCGACGAUUAGCAGACAGUCAAUCUCCAUUACAAAAUACUACUGCAGCAGCAGCAAUUACUGUACCAUCUUCAAUUCAGUUAACAUUACCUCGAACGAAUAAAUUAAUUAGUAAUAAAUAUGAAACACGUACAUCUGCACCUAAUACAGUACAAUCAAAUGCGUUAUCUGGAUUGCCACUAAGAAAUCCCAUUAUACAAAAUCCAAAUAUUAAUCAAACUACACGUAUGACAGCACGCUCAAUGGGUGUUGGUAUUACGGAUAAUACAAUAGGCAUAUCAACGUUUACUAAAAGUGGUGUUUCAAGUACUAGUACACCUAUGGAACGUAUCAAUUCUUUGAACAAAUUGCCUGGAAAUGUUGCAGGUUCUUCUUCAAUGCCAGCCAUUGUAGAAAAUAACAAUUCAUCUGUACCAUUAAAUAGUACAAAGACAAAAAGUACAAGUAUUACACUACAAGGUGGAUUAAGAAGAGCAGGUUUGUCUGAUAAACCAAUUUUACCAUCUGCAUAUUUUCCUAAAACAUUACAUUGAUUAAAUAUGAAACAAAAAUUAUCAGUAUAUAUGUAAAGUAAUAACAUACAUCAAAGUUGGAUGUUGCCAUACAAAAGUACUAUGUAUAAGAUAGAUGAUUAAUAUUCCAAUUAAUGUUAAAAAACAGUACAAAAUAGUUACACAAAACAAGUAACAUUAAAACAAGUUUUAAAUUUUAUAUUUAAAGAUUUUAUAAAUUUAUGUGCAUGUAUUGUAAGAAAAUAGUGUAUAUAUGUAUAUGUAUAUA